Lolium rigidum is the source of this 1598-nucleotide messenger RNA. RefSeq names its product F-box protein At3g49450-like. The record is from RefSeq and is a predicted model, not a curated record. Gene Ontology annotation, molecular function: protein binding. The coding region runs from base 103 to 1293 and encodes 396 amino acids. Lineage: Eukaryota; Viridiplantae; Streptophyta; Magnoliopsida; Poales; Poaceae. The transcript is spliced from 2 exons.
CCAUCGCUCGCUCGCUGGCAGCCAAAGCUCUCGCCGCCGCCGGCGCUCCCCUCUCCGCAGUUCCCGCACCUGAUUGGCCGCUCCUCGUCUCCGCGGACGGCGAUGGCGCCGGGUUCCAAGAAGAAGAAGAAGAAGGGCGUGAAGGGGAGCCCAAUGGACAAGCUAACCGACGACAUCCUCACCGACAUAAUCUCGCGCGUGCCCUACAAGUCCACCUGCUGCUGCAAGUGCGUCUCCACGCGCUGGCGCGGCCUCUUCUGGCACCCCGACCACCGCAAGAAGCUGCCCCAGCCCCUCGCCGGCUUCUUCCACGAAGGCUUCAACAUGAACCGGUCACCUAUGAGAGCUCGAUAUUUCACCAACGUUUCAGGGAAAGGCUUUGCUCUCGUCGACCCUUCACUACCCUUCCUGCCCAAAUACGAGAAAGUUGACCUUUUGGACUGCUGCAAUGGCCUCCUCCUCUGCCGUUGUUGGAAGGAAACUGAUCCCAAGACAUUGGAUUAUGUGGUGUGCAAUCCUGCCACCGAAAAAUGGGUUCUUGUGCCUGCAACCAAUUGGUCCAGCAAGGCAGCGAUCGCUUGCCUCGGGUUCGAGCCGACGGUCUCCUCUCACUUCCAUGUGUUCGAGUUCAUUGAUGAAGAGGCCUGGGGUUUUGAUGAGUCUGAGCAAUGCGAAUGUGAUGGACGCAUUGAAACACUGGCGAUAUACUCGUCUAAAGCUGGAGUUUGGAAGCAUCAUAGCCUGGACAACUAUAUGUUUGCAGUACCCGAUAAUGCAAAAAGUGUUUUCUUUAACGGGAUCCUGCAUUUGGCUACCACUUAUAAUUUUAUACUAGCUGUUGACGUGGAAGGAAAUGAUUGGUGGCAGAUUGAUACUAGUAUUCCUACGCCACCACACAUUGAGGAUGCUCGUGACGAUGCAAUUUUUGUAUCGCAGAGGCAGUUGUAUAUCACAGACAAAAUUGCUGGUUCUGAUUGUUCUGACCUAUCAGUAUGGGCCCUUGAGGACUACAAUAGUGAAACCUGGACCUUGAAGCACAAAGUCAGCAAAUUGGAGCUGUUUGGAGCACGGUAUUCAUCAUUUGCAAAUAAUUUCAAUGUCAUCUCAUUCCACCCGGAACACAAUAUGAUUUUCAUAGUUGGUGGGCACGAGAACACACUAAUGUCAUAUGACAUGGAUCUCAGAAAGCUGUGUAUUCUAUGCCAACUUGGACAGGAUUGUCAAAUUGCGUAUGGCAGGACUCCUUAUCUUCCAUAUGUUCCAUUAUUCUCGGAGGCGUUGGCAGAUGGGUAAGAAAUAUCUUAAUUGUGUAGUGCAGCUUCGCAAUUGUCCAUCUUUCUAAUGAUAUUGGACUAUUGGAGUUAUGUCUUGAGUACCAGCAGUAGUGAGUUGGGUACAUCUCUAUGAAGUUGUGAUGGUCUGGUGUGUGAGUGUUCUCAUGGACCUGACUUUAUGUGGUUAGCUAUUCAGUCAACUCUUGUGUUUCUGUACUUGUGUAUUCAUGGCUGUUAGCACCCCAUGCGUUUGUAACACCCUAGUACUUUAGUGAUGGAUAUUGUAAUCGUUUUGUUAACACAUGAUUAAUGUCUUCAAUACAU